AUGUCUGGAAGCCAGAAGAUCGCCAUCGUCUCCGUCUACGACAAGACCGGCCUCUUGGACCUGGCCAAGGGCCUCGCCCAGCAGAAUGUCCGCAUCCUCGCCUCGGGCGGCACCGCUCGCAUGAUUCGCGAGUCUGGCUUUCCCGUCGAGGAUGUCAGCGCCAUCACGAAGGCGCCCGAGAUGCUCGCCGGCCGCGUCAAGACGCUUCAUCCCGCCGUGCACGCCGGAAUCCUGGCGCGUGAUCUCGAGUCGGACGAGAAGGACCUCGCGGACCAGAACAUCAACAAGGUGGACUAUGUCAUCUGCAACCUGUACCCCUUCAAGGACACGGUGGCCAAGGUCAACGUCAGCAUCCCCGAGGCCGUCGAGGAGAUUGACAUUGGCGGCGUCACGCUCAUCCGCGCGGCGGCCAAGAACCACAAGCGCGUGACGAUCCUCAGCGACCCGACCGACUACGCCGGCUUCCUGAAGGAGCUCGAGCAGGGCGAGAUCACGGAGACGAGCCGCAACCGAUACGCCCUCAAGGCCUUUGAGCACACGGCCGACUACGACGCCGCCAUCUCGGAUUUCUUCCGCAAGGAAUACGCCGGCGCCGGCGACCAGUUCAUGGCCCUCCGCUACGGCGCGAACCCUCACCAGAAGCCCGCCGCCGCCUUCACGGCCUCGGGGAAGCUCCCCUUCAAGGUGCUCUGCGGCUCCCCCGGGUACAUCAACCUGCUCGACUCCCUCAACGCCUGGCCGCUCGUCAAGGAGCUCAAGGAGGCGCUCGGCAUGCCCGCCGCCGCGAGCUUCAAGCACGUCUCGCCCGCCGGCGCCGCCAUCGGCCUGCCCCUGACGGCCGAGGAGCGCAAGGUGUACUUUGUCAGCGACAUCGAGGGCAUCGAGACGUCCCCCCUGGCCCAGGCGUACGCCCGCGCCCGCGGCGCCGACCGCAUGAGCAGCUUCGGCGACAUCAUCGCCCUCAGCGACAUCGUCGACGUGCCCACGGCGAGCAUCAUCUCCAAGGAGGUGUCGGACGGCGUCAUCGCUCCCGGCUACGAGGAGGCGGCUCUCGAGAUUCUCAAGAAGAAGAAGGGCGGCAAGUACCUCGUCCUCCAGAUGGACGCCGACUACAAGCCGGCGCCGGCCGAGACGCGGACCGUGUACGGCGUCAGCCUCCAGCAGCACCGCAACGACGUGGAAAUCUCGCCCAAAUCCUUCGGCACCAUCAUCACGCCCAAGGACGCGGGGGCCCUGCCCGAGAGCGCCGCCCGCGACCUCACCGUCGCGACGAUCACGCUCAAGUACACGCAGAGCAACUCGGUCUGCUACGCCUACAACGGCCAGGUCAUCGGCCUCGGCGCCGGCCAGCAGUCCCGGAUCCACUGCACCCGUCUCGCCGGCGACAAGGCCGACAACUGGUGGAUGCGCUUCCACGAGCGCGUCCUCGGCAUCAAGUGGAAGAAGGGCACGAAGCGGCCCGACAAGAGCAACGCCAUCGACCUGCUCGUCAGCGGCCAGCUGCCCAAGGACGGCGCCGAGAGGGACGCUUUCGAGGCCGUCUUCGACGAGGUUCCUCCCGCCUUCACGGCCGCCGAGCGCGAGGCGUGGAUGAAGCAGCUGAAGAACGUCUGCGUAUCGAGCGAUGCCUUUUUCCCCUUCAUCGACAACGUCUUCCGUGCCGUCAAGUCGGGCGUCAAGUACAUUGCCGCUCCCAGCGGUAGCCAGAACGACGGCGCCGUCUUCGAGACGGCCGAGAAGCUCGGCAUGACGUUUGUGCAGCAGAACGUUCGCCUCUUCCACCACUAG
Molecule: messenger RNA, 1788 nt
Organism: Drechmeria coniospora
Lineage: Eukaryota; Fungi; Ascomycota; Sordariomycetes; Hypocreales; Ophiocordycipitaceae
Product: bifunctional purine biosynthesis protein
Exons: 3
Coding region: 1-1788 (595 amino acids)
Biological process (GO): 'de novo' IMP biosynthetic process
Cellular component (GO): cytosol
Molecular function (GO): IMP cyclohydrolase activity; phosphoribosylaminoimidazolecarboxamide formyltransferase activity
Source: RefSeq, a predicted model, not a curated record